Magallana angulata is the source of this 2201-nucleotide messenger RNA. Its product is annotated as collagen alpha-2(IX) chain-like. The transcript is spliced from 13 exons. The record is from RefSeq and is a predicted model, not a curated record. Bases 419 to 1468 code for a protein of 349 amino acids. NCBI's taxonomy places the organism in Eukaryota, Metazoa, Mollusca, Bivalvia, Ostreida, Ostreidae.
CCCUGUCAUUCUUUUAGAAUUUUGUUCCAACUCUUAUUGUUUUAACUUUAAAUGCCUACACCGACAUCCCAAACUAUCGAUUGUAGCGGGCACCGUCUGAUUUCAUUUAUUGUGCAGAAUAUGUACGUAUAACGGGAAUGACUUCGGAGGCAUAUUGGCUGCGCUCUAAGAUGGACCUCUUAGUCUGAGGUAAGGGUUAUUCCGUGACUUUCUGGGUGUGUUAGAUAAUGGACUUCCGAAGGCGUAAAGAGAUCCGGGCACCUUCAUCUGUAAUGAACGACAACACGGAAAUAUCGCUAUAAUCAUUUUUUUUUAAAACUCAUCAACAUACGAGGAGCAUUAGAAUUUUCAAAAACAUGCUUUAAAAUCAAAACAAAUUUACCUUAAGUAUUGUAAAUGUCGUCUGCAAAAUGAAAGAAUGGAGAAAAGCCGUGAGAUAUUGGAAGUUACAAGGAUAGCGUUCCAUGUCAAAGUCCUGUAUGGAUGUUUGAUUGUUCACUUUUCGGUGUCCGUGUUUAUGGCAGUUACCUUGUUCAGAAGUCGGGAUUGUGACCAGACUCCUAACGUCGGGAAUUCCACUGACCAGAAAGGGUUCCAUGCUUCACAUAGGACCAAAAAUACUUAUAGUGAGAAUACAGAAGAAAACCUUCAUUGGGUCCAUCGAUUUCGGAGGUCGUAUUAUCUUCUACAGGACGAAAAUUGUGAAACAUUUCUCCGGGUUUGCCGCAGUUCACUAGGGAACUCUUUCUUAAUAAAAGGUAACAAAGGUGAUCGAGGGUACAAUGGAUUUUCUGGAGCCCCGGGCAAUCCAGGGCAAACUGGACCCAAAGGAGAUAUGGGAAUCCCGGGGCUUGAAGGUCCUAUGGGUCCUAAGGGAGAAGAAGGUCUACCUGGGCUGCGAGGUCUACCUGGAGAGAGAGGACCCCAAGGGGGAGAAGGACGUCCCGGACUUCCAGGAUUAACAGGUGCCAAAGGAGAUAAAGGAAAACAGGGCAUUCUGGGAUUUCCCGGGAAAAUCGGGGAGCCAGGGCCCCGGGGUGACAAGGGAUCUACCGGUGAGAGAGGCCUCAUUGGUCCCAUGGGAUUCGAUGGACCCUCUGGCCCACCUGGUCCAGCCGGACCAAAAGGAUAUAAAGGUGACAAAGGACCAACUGGCAUCAAUGGUUACCCCGGAGACAAAGGAGAGGUUGGUGAGAAAGGCGAGAGAGGUUACCCAGGAUACCCCGGACCAAUGGGGUUACCGGGACCCAAGGGACAAAAGGGAGAAUGUCAAGUUUCAACAAUUAAAAUGGAAAACUUAAGAAUGGGAAAAGUUGCCACGAACCGUCCAGCUCGCACUCCUCCUCAAAGGAAUACAUAUGCAGGGAUUCCGAAUCAAGAGGGCGGCGUGCGAAACGGGGCAGAGUCAAUACUAAACACUAUCUACGUGAUGCUCUAUUCAUUUAUUUUCUUCUAUGCAUUUUGUUGACAUUUAUUCCGCUGAAAUUUUAUUGGAAGGAAUGUACCUCAAAAUCACCAGUGGCCAACAACAAGACUUGAUGAUCAUCUGUAUCCUUAUCCCACAAUCAUUAUGUUGUUUAGUGUUUGUGUGGAAUAGAGCUCAUUCUUUCAAUGAUAUCUCUUCGGAAUACUGCUUUGGAUGGUUGAUAAGGAGUUGAGUGAUUAUGUAAAUGAAUUAAAAUCGUGAUGUUUUCACACUUCUAUAUGCAAAUAUUGAAGUUCCUUUGGUGCAUGCGUGUCUGUCCUUACACUUUGGGUGAAUGGCUUUCGCGAGCGACAUCUCGACUACGCGAUAUCUUCAUUGAUUACAUUAUGUGUUUUCUUAAGAUAACAAAGAGUGCUUUCAAUUCAUCCGAUUCACAGAAAAGUCACGUGAUCUACGAAGUGAGUGUGAUGUUGGUCUCAGAGAAGUACAAAGAUCAUUAUGUUACCUUUGGGAAAUCUAUGUAAAAUGCUUCGAAGAGAUGCUCGUUUUGAUUCGGUAUUACAUUUAUAUUGCAUAAUUUUUAUAUCGUUUAGUUCGGGAGGCAGCUAUAUACAUGUCUUCUAAGAAUUUGAACCAUUUGUGAAUCAUUUACUAUAUGAAUCAUUUACUAUAUAUAUGUUCAUUUAACAGUUUGUAUUAUACUCGUUUUGUUUUGCUUUAAUUGUAAUUAUUGUGGAAGUUUCUUAGCAAUAAUAAAACGUAUUUGAAAUUUACA